AUAAUAGGUAAGCAAAAUUUAAUAAAUAUUUAUUUUGUUGACUAAUAAAUCUGUUCACUGUUUCAGAUCCAACAGUAGUCUAGUACUCUAAUCCAGCCAUCAACUUGUCUUUCGAAUUUCGAACUUAAAAAACCCAUAAAAAUCUUUGCACUUAACACCUUAAACUUGGUCCAAUUAUGGGUUUAAAAAUUUAAUCUUAUCAUAUUAUCAAGUCUUAUUAAAACCCUAGUCUAAUCACUACCAAUCCCUCAUGCCUUUUCAUAAAACUACCCAUACCCCCUUUUAAUUCAUCCGUCUCUUCCUCUCUCCACAAUCAUCUUCCUCUCACACACUCUCCGCCAUAGCCACUAUUUUUCAAGCUUCCAAAAAUGGCAUCAAGCUCUUCCCCACCAACAAACUACAACCCAUUCCUCUUUUAUGUUACCGCUGUCAAGCGAACUAAGCUUUUCUGGCAAAUCCUCAAAGGGACAGCCCCUCUUAGGUAUGCGGAUGAAGAAUGGGUUUUAGCAACUCUUAAACAAAACUCUUAGUUAAUGGAUGAUUUUACAAGGAAAGAGUCUCGAUAUAUCCUAAUCAUGGCAAAACACGUUAUCGCUGAACCACUACCAGUGUUAGACGAGGAACUAGAGGAUGAGGCCCAAAUUAAUGUUGAAAUUGAAGCUGCAAAAAUCAAGCCUGGAGCAAUGGUUGUAGUUUCUAUUUCUGAAGACAAUCUUGUGGCUACCCUUCAUAAAAUUUCAAGGCUAGAAGAUCAUAUUGCCUCUAAAUUCGCAGCCAAUGAAGACCCUGCUCCAGCAGCCAGUUUGGGUACUCCGUCAGCCUCUAGCUCUGACCACUGGUGAUCACCUUUGGCAAUCCUUUGACAAAAAGUGGGAGUAAUAAGCUGAGGGGAAGCGUUCGGGACUGCGUUUGGAAAUGAUAUUUCUGAUUUCAUGAAUGUGUUUUUUAUGUUUAUUUUGGAUAAUGGUUAUAUGUUUGGCACUAAUGAACUAUUUAGUGAUGAUUUAUUAUCGAUGGUCGAUUUCUCUUAGGGUUAUUUGAUUUUUUAUUAGUUUA
Messenger RNA from Ipomoea triloba (trilobed morning glory), 1056 nucleotides. RefSeq lists its product as uncharacterized. The coding region runs from base 534 to 842 and encodes 102 amino acids. NCBI's taxonomy places the organism in Eukaryota, Viridiplantae, Streptophyta, Magnoliopsida, Solanales, Convolvulaceae. The transcript is spliced from 2 exons. The record is from RefSeq and is a predicted model, not a curated record.